Pipistrellus nathusii (Nathusius's pipistrelle) is the source of this 399-nucleotide messenger RNA. NCBI's taxonomy places the organism in Eukaryota, Metazoa, Chordata, Mammalia, Chiroptera, Vespertilionidae. The record is from the annotation of a GenBank genome assembly.
AUGAAGGCACAUGAUUUUAUUCGGUCCCAGAAAAGUGGCAUUUUGCAAGUUCGAGUGUGUGUGUGUGUGUGUGUGUGUGUGUGUGUGUGUGUGUGUGUGAACUCGAGUGCAGACACACGACAUAGGAGUCUGGGGCUGCUGGGGCAGUCGUCCCGAGGAAACUGGGGAAGGAGACAGAGGAAGGGGGUUCUGAGACAGAGGAGAAAGGAGAAAGGGGGAAAGGAGGCCUCUCUUCAGCUUUCUGUCAUGGACAGUCUCAAGAUUUUGGCUGCUUUAAGGUCCAGAAUGGAAUUCAUUUAUCUUGGUCUAGAAAGUGCCCCCAGUUACAUAUCUCCAGUUAAUCAUGUUACCACUUUGGGUGUUCCCCUUUUCCCUUCCCUCCAGCCAAAUGAUUUUUAA